AUGAUUGCAGAGUCUUCUUCUGACAAUUUAUUCAGUCACAUACCAAUUGCCAUGAAAAUUAUUCCGUUGGCUGUGCAUUUUCUUGUCUUUUAUUUACAACUUUGCUUGUCCGCACAUACCAGUAACAAUGGAUCCUUUAACGAUGAGCAUGAGGCUCUGCUUGUCUUCAAGAAUUCCAUCACUUCUGAUCCAAACAAAGUGUUAUCAUCUUGGGAUGCCAACACUAACGUCUGCAAUUGGACAGGCAUUUCAUGUAACAAGUUGAUGAGAGUGACUGAAAUUGAUCUUGAGAGCAUGGGUUUAGUAGGUUAUAUUUCUCCCUUCUUGGGAAAUCUUUCCUUUCUAGAGUCUUUAAAUGUCUACGAUAAUUCUUUCCAUGGUGUUAUUCCAGAGCUCUGCCAGAAGCUUAGCAACCUGCAAGAGCUGCGUCUCCCGGUGAAUCAGCUUACUGGGUCAAUACCGACAUCCCUAAGAAAUUGUUCCAAUCUGAAAGAAUUACAUCUGUGGGGGAAUCAGCUUAGUGCGCCAAUACCAACAUCUCUAGCAAAUUGUUCCAAUCUGCAAGUACUGAAUCUGCGGGAGAAUCAGCUUAGUGGGUCAAUACCAUCUCUAGCAAAUUGUUCCAAUCUACAAGUACUGAAUCUCUGGGGGAAUCAGCUUAGUGGACCAAUACCAUCUCUUCCAAAUUGUAAUCUGCAACAACUCAGUCUGGAUCAGAAUCACCUUAGUGGGCCAAUACCAACAUCUCUAGGAAAUUGUUCCAGUUUAGAACAAUUGAGUCUGAGUGAGAAUCAGUUUAGAGGACCGAUACCAACAUCUCUCGGGAAUUGUUCCAAUCUGCUAAUACUGUUUCUGUGGGGGAAUCAGCUUAGUGGGCCGAUACCGACAUCUCUUGGAAAUUGUUCCAAAUUGGAAAUUCUUUACCUCACUUUAAACAAUCUCACAGGCACUGUGCCUCUCCAAUUGGGAGAAAUUCCUAAAAGGGGACCGUUAACAAAUCUCACGGCGCCACCAUUCAAAGGAUACCCUGGACCAUCUGGAGGCUUCUGGCACUUCCAUAAAUUGUUUAAAUACAUGAUUUAUGUUAUCCCCGCUCUAAUCAUGUUUGGCAUAUAUGUUUUAUUUCUGUACACAUAUUUAUUUCAGAAGGGGUCUGUGGAGCAACCAUCAAUAGAGUUUCAACAUCCAAGAAUCUCAUAUAAGGAGCUCAGUACUGCAACUAGUAGAUUUGGCAAGGGCAACUUGCUAGGAGUUGGUGGCGUUGGCUCUGUAUAUAAAGGAGUUUUGGAUAAUGGAACAUUGAUAGCUGUUAAGGCUCUCGAUUUGGAAAAUGAAGCAGCUCAUAAAAGUUUCAGCAUUGAAUGCCAAGUGCUCAGUAAAGCCAAACACCGAAAUAUAAUAAAAGUCAUAACUUCAUGCUCUAAUCUUGACUUCAAAGACACGAUUACAGAUAGCCAUGGACAUUGCCUGUGGUUUGGCAUAUCUCCAUCAUGA
This is a messenger RNA of Cryptomeria japonica (Japanese cedar), 1494 nucleotides long. RefSeq names its product LRR receptor-like serine/threonine-protein kinase GSO1. The record is from RefSeq and is a predicted model, not a curated record. Gene Ontology annotation, molecular function: protein binding; protein kinase activity; ATP binding. Bases 1 to 1494 code for a protein of 497 amino acids. Gene Ontology annotation, biological process: protein phosphorylation. The transcript is spliced from 3 exons. Lineage: Eukaryota; Viridiplantae; Streptophyta; Pinopsida; Cupressales; Cupressaceae.